Molecule: messenger RNA, 4802 nt
Organism: Anthonomus grandis grandis
Lineage: Eukaryota; Metazoa; Arthropoda; Insecta; Coleoptera; Curculionidae
Product: early growth response protein 1-B-like
Exons: 6
Coding region: 688-2433 (581 amino acids)
Biological process (GO): regulation of transcription by RNA polymerase II
Molecular function (GO): DNA-binding transcription factor activity, RNA polymerase II-specific; RNA polymerase II cis-regulatory region sequence-specific DNA binding
Source: RefSeq, a predicted model, not a curated record
GUUUGGUUUCUUCUAGCCGGUCUCCAAAUGCGUGAGCUUAUCUUUUUUCGAAAAUCCCGGAUUUUUAAUAACUUUCAGUUUACGCAUGUGCGAUCAGUGUACGUAUUGCCAACACAGUCGGCGCCAAAUGAAGAAGUUUCCCUACAAAAUUAAGCAGGACAUGAUUUAACUAAAACUUAUCGGUAUAUCUUAAAAAACUUGUGCAAGAUCAGGUAUUAGGCUAAUUUCACUAAUAAAUAUUUAAAAGACAAUGUAGUGUAGCGUUAAAAAUACUGCGCAAUUUGAAGGACUUCCGACCUGUUGGUUGAUAAUACAUGAUAUUACUGGAAGGAAUUGUGACGGUUAAUAUGAUAGUUUUUGUGAUGAUGAGAGUGUAGGAGUAUCGGUUCAGUUAACUAUAGUGCCUUGUAAAUGGGAUUGGUGUAAUUUAGGAAUUGCUAAAGGAAUUAACUCACAGUACAAAUCUGUUAUGACAAAUCAUAUCUCUUUCUUGGGCUGCACAAAUAACCUCUUACCACGACGUAACUUAUUAAGAACUUUUACAAAGCAAAUAGUCGUCUUCAGAGACGUUAAUAACUUUUUACAAUUUUCUUCUACAACUUUACAAGAUUUUUUAAUAUUAAUAUUUAUACUACGCUCGUAUGGCAAGAGGUCGUUUAGCCCCUUGCCAAACUACCAUCUCUCAAAAUGUUAACACUUGCGAUGCGUCACUCUCAACAUAGUGAAACGACAAGGGUGCCACCUACCGGGAUCAAUCCUGGUAAUAACGGAGAUGAGUUUGUGGAUAUCUUACAGGUUCAACAAAUUUUACUGGAUACAAACCGUCGAGACUCUACCGGACUGUGCCCAGUUGUCACAACGCAAUCAGGAGUACCUUCUCGCUUAAUGAUGGAUACUUUGGGUACAACCGCCACCCCUUCCUAUUAUUACGGGAAUCCGACUUACCAUCAGACACCACCAGGUUCAGCUGGUGCUAGCAUGGAUGAGUUAGUAGCCAUGUGGUUUAGUGGUGGGCCCAGUACUACCGGUACUCUUGACCCAGAAGAACUCUCUAUCGACCACCAGAACCAGCCUCACCAAACUUCUCCUCAUCACUCACCCAGUAGUUCGCACCUCACAGAGCGAGCGACUCCCCAAGAGUCUGCACUUAGUCCUAAAGAAGACAGUACUAAUCAUAGCACACUUAGCACAAUGUAUCCUCAUCAUUCGACCAAUAAUAACAUGGCUAAGAUGCAACAACACAGAUCAGUAUACACUAGUGCAAGCAGUCCAGGAAUGCAAAAUAAUAUUCAGAUGCAACAACAGGGAAGUCCACUUGGGAUGGGACAGCAGGGUUUAGGCCACAGUCCAUCAGCAGUUGGACAGUGGUUGCUGUCCAGUGGAGAUAAGCCCAUGUACCCAUCAAUGUUUGGUUUUUUACAAGGAACCGGGAGUCAAUCCAGUCAGAGUCCGCAACAAUAUUCUAGUGCAACUCCCUCACCAGCAGCGCCACAGUAUGAUGAUAGAGGGGCUGAACAGCUUAUGUUAAGCAUGGACUGUUCCCCUAGUUUAACUCUUAAGCAGCCACCGAGUUAUUCGAGUUGCUCAAGUACUACUACUUCACUUCAGUUGGAGAUGCAACAGACCGAUUUGACUUACUCAAGGGUAGGGCAAUCAAUCGUUGCCCCUUCAGCAAAAUACCAAUGGGAAACCCAAGAGUAUUCACCUCAGGGCUCAUUAGUACCUGGCACGAGCACUCUAGUACCAAAACAAGAGCCAGCGUUUUCGAGCUGCGGCAGUGAGAUGCAACAAGGAUCAGCGCCAUACGGUUCCGUACAACUUGCCGAGUACAAUCCAUCAACGUCAAAAGGGCAUGAGAUACUUUCGCAGGUUUACCAGCAAAGUCCGAUUCCGCUCAAGUUAGUGCCCGUAAAACCGCGAAAGUACCCAAACAGGCCGAGUAAAACUCCGGUACACGAAAGACCGUAUGCUUGUCCGGUAGAAAACUGUGACCGACGGUUCUCGAGAUCGGACGAAUUAACGCGACACAUUCGUAUCCAUACAGGACAAAAACCAUUUCAAUGUCGGAUUUGUAUGCGCAGUUUUUCGCGGUCGGAUCAUCUCACGACGCAUAUCAGAACUCAUACCGGUGAAAAACCGUUUUCGUGCGACGUUUGUGGACGGAAAUUUGCGAGGAGUGACGAGAAGAAGAGGCAUGCAAAGGUUCACCUCAAACAGCGGAUGAAAAAAGAGUCCAAACUAUCCUCGAGUUCUACGUCCACGUCGACAAACAAUAACAAUAGUUCGACGAUAUCGUCUCAUGUGGCGUCGCCGACGCACCAUCACACGCACCAUCAUCACCAUCACAUGCAUCCUCACCAAAUGUCCUCUUCACAUACAGUUACCAGUGAGGACGCGAGUGGACUUGAGAGGAUCAGCCACGCGCCUCUGUGAGAUUUGCCUAACGCCGAUCGGGUUCCGGUCGGUGACUGUUUUAUUUUGAUUCAAGAUGACUGUGAUUUAUCCAGCGUUGCCACUAGCAGCUUACCUGGCGAUGCCCCUAAGAUAGUUUUCAUCCAAAUUGAAAAUAUGCCAUCCGAACCUUUACUUUCUGCUGACUUAGCGGCAGACGAUGAAGUUAGAGAAGGUCUUCAUAUUAAUGCCGACGACACUGGCACAUCGGUAGAAUCUUUUGAAAAUCGCUCAACUACCCCUGUUCCGGACACUCCAACUUUGCUCUCGCUAGGUCAGGAAAUGUCAACAGGGGCUGCAAUACGUACCAGUAUUUCACUCUUGCCAAUGGAUGAUAGGGAAGAUAAUAUUAAUGUUGGAAUAACUGGUAGACAAAUGAUUAGCAACGACGAUGAUAGUGGCGAGAAUGAAGAGUUUAGUAAUAUUGCGCCAAGUAUGCCGAUUUUGACCGAUGAAGAUUCGGAGGGCAGUAGUGAUGAAAGUGUCAAAGUGGAUUAAUGACUGAGAGGAAAAUAUGAUCUCGAAAUACUUUUGGGGAUUUACCAGCAAUUUGCCGAGGAAUUAUUGGGUAUUGGUGCUUGUUAUGUUAGAUUUAAUGCUGAAAAUUGUUAAUGAUGCAAGAAAUUUUGUUCUUUGUAGUUUUUAGGGUUGAAAAUUGACACGGUACAAAAUAACUUGCUUUUAAAUAUGCUAUUUUAACUAAUUAUGUUAAAUUUACAGUGUUGCGGGCAAUUUAUUGCAAACAUAAAAAAAUAAUCAAGGGAAUUUGAAUUGCCAUUGCCAUUUAAACGAGUCCAGAUGCCAUAAGUAGAAAAGUGUGUGCCAUGUAUGGCUGGCACGAAAAAUAAAUUGUGCCAAAUAGAUAGCAAAUCUUACAUUUAGGAAGUAAAAAUUAUUCUCCUUGUACAAAAGCUCAGUGCCAUUAAAGUUUAUGUUACAUAAACAAAAAAGUUGUAAUAAAUCUCAAAACAUAUAUUUAUCGAUAAAAAUGUCACUUAUCCCAAAAAGAUAAUAUAUGGUUGAAAUUGUAAAUCUAAAAUAUACUAAGUAUUAUAAAUGUUGUGCCCCCAUUGUAAAUAAAACCUAUUUAUAUGUUAAAUGUCAGUUUUCAGCUGCACUUCGACUGAUGUAGUUCACGGUGCCAUAUCACCGCUAAAUUUAUGGUUGUUAAAAGAAUUUAAUGAGAAAAAAUGUGGAACUAAAGAUCCUAUUUUUGUAUUAUAGAAAACUUUUCAAAUUUCUUGUUAUAGUAAUGAGAUGUUUAUAUUUUCGUUUCGAGUAGUUUUUAUAACUUUUUAACUAAAAGCUUUAAUUAAUUCUUUAGGGUUAUUUAACAUGUUUUCUAAAUGCCAAAUAACACAGUUUUUAAUACAUUCCGUAGAUUUUUUUAUGUUUAGUUUUAAUAAACGAAAAUGUUGACUAAAAAGUUUUAUUUUUUUGUUAUUUAUUGAGUGUGGGCGGACGGCUGGCACCAACUUUUAAAUUCAUUUAUAUACAUCUUAGUCAAUAAAUUAGUUGUCAAUAUAUUUUAAUAAUAGCUAAAAAGCCAUGUGUCAUGAAGAAUUUUGGGAAAUAUUCUCGUUUGCCUUAUACAAAGUGUCUUUUAAAAUUAAAUUGGUCAAUGAAUUGAUGCUUGGGUCAUCGAUAACUCUUGCCAAUAUUUCAAAUAAACUAUUAAUUAUAACAAAAACAUAUUUUAUCAAAAUCAAAUAACAAAAGAUGCACUUAAAUUUAAAAAAAGGCCUAAAUUUAAAAAAGUAUAAAAUAUAACCCCCUCCUCCUUGUAAAAAAAACUAUGUAUAAUAGCGUGUAAAUACAUUCAUUUAAAUUAACUUCUAUAUAUUUUGUACAUACAUAAUUUAAAAAGUGUUAAUAUAUCUUUUUUGUUAAUUAAUUUGUUAUUUUUGACACUGCAACAGCUUUGAUCGGCACCCCUUUGUUUUGAUUUUUGUUUUUAAUUAACACAAUGGCUUUUUCGAUAUUUUUUUGAUUUUAUAACUGUCUUUAUUAUUUAUUUAGAACUGUUUAACAAAAUUUUUGGUUGCAACCGGAAAAACCAAAAAAUUUGUCUAAAACACGUGCUAUUUCUAUGUUAAAGAAACAUUCAAUCACACAAGGCUGUAAAAUCUUAUCGUAUUUUCUAAAUGUGAUAUUUGAAUACAUGGAUAUUGUCUUUAAAUAUUAAAUACAAUACUGUAAUAUAAACAUGAUUGUAAGUUGUUAUUUAUAAAAUAAGAAAACAAUUGAAAUUUUGAAGCAGUAAAAUCUUAUCUUUUAUAAAUAAUAUGUUGAUGUUGUCAAAAGAAUGUAUUUCCCAACAAAAUAAUAAAAUAAAUUAUGUAAAAAUAAGA